Molecule: messenger RNA, 4418 nt
Organism: Sardina pilchardus (European sardine)
Lineage: Eukaryota; Metazoa; Chordata; Actinopteri; Clupeiformes; Clupeidae
Gene: spag9a
Product: sperm associated antigen 9a
Exons: 31
Coding region: 173-4066 (1297 amino acids)
Biological process (GO): vesicle-mediated transport
Cellular component (GO): cytoplasm
Molecular function (GO): kinesin binding; signaling receptor complex adaptor activity; MAP kinase scaffold activity
Source: RefSeq, a predicted model, not a curated record
AUAGGCUCCAUCAGCCACUUCCCGGGAGGGACUGUAUGUAGCAAGGCUAUAGCUGGUGAAUUUGGAGAAAAAUAAGGGAAUAUUGUCGCGCCCACCUUUACAGUACCAGCCGUAUUGGUGGAGGAGCGUGGGGAUUCAAUACGGGACAUAUUUGCCAUAGAAAGGGAAGAAAAUGGAGUUGGAGGACGGAGUUGUGUACCAGGACGACCCGGGGACAACGGCUAUGAUGUCGGAAAGGGUCUCGGGCCUGGCCAGCUCCAUUUACCGUGAAUUUGAAAGGCUUAUAGGGAAAUACGACGAAGACGUUGUGAAAGAACUUAUGCCGCUUGUAGUCGCGGUGCUGGAGAAUUUGGAUUCCGUUUUCGCUGAGAAUCAGGAGCACGAAGUCGAGAUCGAACUGCUGAAGGAGGACAACGAACAGCUCAUCACCCAGUACGAGCGGGAGAAAGCACUAAGGAAGCAUGCCGAGGAGAAGUUCAUCGAGUUUGAAGACAGCCAGGAGCAAGAGAAGAAGGACCUUCAGAAGAAUGCGGAGAGGAUGGGACUGCAGUCUCGCCAGCUGGAGCUGAAGAUCAAGAACUAUGUCGACCAGAUCAGCCGGCUGGAGGAGCGUGAAGCCGAGUUGAAGAAGGAGUUCAACUCCCUCCACCAGCGCCACACAGAGAUGAUCCAUAACUACAUGGAGCACGUGGAGCGCAUCAAACUCCAGCAGCUGGGCGGAGACGGGUCAGACACAGGAACUCUGGGACGAGUGCGGAAAGAGCGCCCCCUGUCUUUAGGGAUCUUUCCUUCGCCCGGCGGGAAUGCCGCCCUCACCCCCGAGCUGCUUGGCAGAGGUGAGACGCCUGGCACGGAGGGAUGGAGAUUCAACGACCUCGCCCACCCACGUUCCAAUGCCAGCCUCAAGCUGCUGGAGUCUGAGGACUCCCAAAAGCGGGAGGGUAAGAGUGCGCAGGAGCCUUGGGGGAAUUCGCUGGCAGACGACUGCAAGGAUGAGCUGUCCGACUUGACCCCGAUGUCCACAACGGCCUCGGAGCUCGGGGACGGUCCAGACAGGAACAGCAAGAACAUGGAGGUGCAGGCUGCCCCGGGGACCAAGUCUGUGUCGGUCGGUUUGGCUGAUAACGAGGACAAAUCCGAUGUGCAGGCCAUCAUCGAGUCCACGCCAGAGCUGGACAUGGACCUCAGUGGUUACAAGGGAGCCAGCACACCAACUAAAGGCAUUGAGAACAUGGCGUUUGACCGCAACACAGAGUCCCUGUUUGAAGAGCUCAACUCGGCGGGCAGCGGCCUGAUUGGAGACGUGGACGAGGGAGCCGACCUGUUAGGGGAGUACUCUGGUAUGGGAAGGGAAGUAGAAAACCUUAUCAUGGAAAACACACAACUGCUGGAGACAAAAAAUGCCCUGAACGUGGUGAAGAACGACCUGAUUGUGCGCUUGGAUGAGCUGACCUGUGAGAAGGAGGUGCUCCAGGGGGAGCUGGAGGCCGUGCUGGAGGCCAAGAGCAAACUGGAGGAGAAGAACAAGGAGAUCGAGGAUGAGCUCAAGAAGAUGCGGGUGGAGACUGAGGAGGCCAAGAAGAAAACUACAGAUGAGGAUGAGGAGUGGGACGUGCAGAGUGACGUGCCGACGGCGCAGAGGAAGCGCUUCACGCGGGUGGAGAUGGCGCGGGUGCUGAUGGAGAGGAACCAGUACAAGGAGCGGCUCAUGGAGCUGCAGGAGGCCGUCAGGUGGACCGAGAUGAUCCGGGCUUCACGGGGUAACCCAGACACCAGCGAGAAGAAAAAAUCCAGUAUCUGGCAGUUCUUCAGCCGGCUCUUCAGCUCGUCGGGCUCCAGUAGCGGCGGCACGGCGCUGAGGAAGACUCCGGAGCUGGGCUCCAACGUCAAGUACAACGCCCCAGGCUCCAUGAUGAAGAAGAGCAGCACCUUCUCCCAGUUCCCCACCGAGAAGUCCAAAGCCUUCGACUUCCUCAGCGAAGGGCUGGACCCGUGCAGCUCCCCGUCGCGGCGUGAGCUGAAGCGCUCUCAGUACCGCGAGGUCAAGGCCCACGUGCAGAAGGAGGAUGGACGCCUGCAGGCCCACGGAUGGAGCCUCCCCAGCAAGUCCAAGGUGACUAACGGAGGGCAGUUGGAGAAUAAGAACCUUCCCGUUCCUGUGUACCUGAAGCCCCUAGAGCUUAAAGACACGGCCAUGAAGGUGUGGUGUGCAGCUGGAGUAAACCUGUCGGGGGGAAGGCUCCGAGAAGGGGGCCCUCUGGUGGCUGAAAGUGGCACAGCAGAGUCCGAGAGCCUCAGACAGAGGAAAGGCUCCCAGAGCAGUCUGGACCAGCUAGAGCAGCAGCCACAGCUGGAGGCGGAGCCCCAGGUGGAGAUGUCCAGUCGCGUGUGGCUCUGCACCAGCACCAACUCGGCCACCAAGGUGCUCAUCAUGGACGCCAGCCAGCCCAACACGCCGCUCGACACCUUCUACGUCUGCAACUCACACGUGCUCUGCAUCGCCAGCGUGCCAGGUGUGCUGGAGUCGGACUACCUGGCCGGUGAGGAGGUGGCGCAGGACAGUGAGGGGGGUCAGGGCGAGGGCUCUCUGACGGGGUCGCUGGGGUCGGGGGGCAGUGACGGGGCGCUGAGCGGCGUGGCGGCCGUGGGCUGCACCUCAGAGGGGCCACCAGGGGGCGCAUCCUCUCAGUCCGGGGGAUCCCCAGCAGAGCACAGCCCCAGAGUGGGUCUGUCCAGAGAGGCCAGCCCUGACGAGGACGGCGUGCCCACGGCCGAGGAGGCCACGGAGGCCACGGAGGACGAGGAGGAGGGCCACAGCACGGAGCCCAGCCAGCCGGGCAUCUACACGGAGCACGUCUUCACCGACCCGCUGGGCGCCCAGCCCAACGAGCCCAACUCCGCCACCGACACGCGGGCCAGGGAGGUGAUGCAGGAGGCUGACGGGGGCUCCCCAGACUCCAGCCUGCACGACUCGGUGACGGACGAGAGCCAGAGGAUGAGCAGCACGCUGCCCACCAUGUGGCUGGGCGCCCAGAACGGAUGUUUGUACGUUCACUCUGCGGUGGCGCGCUGGAGGAAGUGCCUUCAUGCUGUCAAGCUGAAAGACUCCAUCUUAAACAUUGUGCAUGUGAAAGGCCGGGUCCUGGUCGCCCUGUCUGAUGGGACCCUGGCUAUCUUCCACAGAGGACAAGACUGCCAGUGGGACCUGACCAACUACCACCUGCUGGACCUGGGCCGGCCGCACCACUCCAUCCGCUGCAUGACGGUGGUCCACGACAAGGUGUGGUGCGGCUACCGCAACAAGAUCUACAUCGUCCAGCCCAAGGCCAUGAGGAUAGAGAAAUCCUUCGAUGCCCACCCUCGUAAGGAGAGCCAGGUGCGGCAGCUGGCAUGGGUGGGGGACGGCAUCUGGGUGUCCAUCCGACUGGACUCCACGCUGCGGCUCUUCCACGCCCACACCUUCCAGCACCUGCAGGACGUGGACAUCGAGCCCUACGUCAGCAAGAUGCUCGGUACGGGCAGACUGGGCUUCUCCUUCGUGAGGAUCACGGCGCUCAUGGUGUCCUGUAGUCGGCUGUGGGUGGGCACAGGAAACGGCGUCAUCAUCUCCAUCCCCCUCUCCGACGGAAACCAAUCAGCCAGCGGCACCCCGAGCCGGCCCGGCCGCGCCGUCCGUUUCUACGGCGACGAGAGCGCGGACAGUGGCGCCCCGGGCUCCUUCGUGCCCUACUGCUCCAUGGCCCACGCUCAGCUCUGUUUCCAUGGCCACCGAGACGCAGUCAAGUUCUUCGUGGCGGUGCCAGGUGAGGUGAUGGUCCCAGGCUCAGCAGGUGUGGAGCUGGUUCCAGCGGACCCUGAGGCCCCAGCGUCGGACGGCCAGAAGCCGCAGCUGCCCCGGAACAUGCUGGUGAUGAGCGGCGGAGAAGGGUACAUCGACUUCAGACAGGGUGAUGAGGGCGAGGACACGGACGCUCCUCUGGACUCCACCAUGAUGCGGACGGAGGGCGCCUCCAAGACCGAGCGCAGCCACAUCAUCGUCUGGCAGGUUGCCACCGGCGACGAGUGAGACCCCACGACAGCCCUCCCACUCCCACACACCCCGCCCCCUCCCUCCCCAGCCUCGGCCUCGGGUUCGACAGAGUACACAAGCCCCUUAAAAGCCUGCACGGCCCGCACACACACACAAACACACACACACACACACGCACACACACACACACACACACACACACACACACACACACACACACACAUACUCCCCUUUUCAACGGUCCCCUCAUUACCAUCAUUGUCUUUUAGCAUUGUUAUUACUAUUACUGAUAUUAUUGUUACUAUGAGCGUUAUUAUCACUAUUAUUAUGAUUAUUAAUGGUCAUUCAUACUCUCCCUUACGGCCGCUGUGGUCUGUCGAUGCCUCGU